AUGGAGUUACUAGUUGAGUUUCUCAUUGAUGCUACAGGGGUAGAAGAAGUACCUAUAUCGAGAGACAUGAAGAAGCUUGAGGUUCUAUCUGCCAAUAAUUGCAGAUAUCUUCGUGAGAUUCCCGCAUCUAUCGGAUCCCCCGUGAACCUGAGGAGACUAUCAUUAAUAAAUUCCAGAAUAGAGGAGCUGCUGGACUCCAUUGGGCAGUCAGCCUCAUUGGUUGAACGGAACUUCUCAUACACCAGAAUUAGUAGAUUGCCAGAUUUUGUUGGAGAUCUACAUAAUUUGGAAUCGCUCAAGAUCAACUACACAGCAAUCACUUGUCUACCGGACGGAGUCCAAAAUCAAUUUCUCGAGUCUCCUAAGGCUGGAGAGGCAUUCCUCCUUGAGCUCAAACAAUUGCCAUUGUCUGGGGAUUUUGAGCUCAAGGAGGAAUGCCUCUCCAGCCUUAAGAGACUCAAGAAAUUGCUUUUGGACUCGGUGGAGAUAUGUGCCUUACCGAAAGAGGUCAGGUUUUGCUCUGAGAUCAGUGAAAUCAAAGGCCUGGGGAAUCUAAUAUCCCUGAAACUUCUUUUGACCGAUAGCUGCUGCCCUGUAAUUAAGCUGGACGGUCUCAAGAGGCUUGAGGAUUUAACUCGUCUGUUCGCCAUUUCCUUUGAAGUUGAAAGACUGUCUGACUUAUUGAACUUGAAGAGCUUGCAGUACCUACGGGUAGAGCAGAGCAGAAAGUUAGUUGAGAUUCAAGGUCUCAGCAGUUUGAGCAACCUCAAAUCCUUAAAAAUCAGUGGCUGCACGUCGCUCAAGCGCUUGCCAGAACUACCAAACUCUUUGGUGAUAUUAGACAUUGAAGGUCGCAAGCAAAUUAGCGAAAUUGAGGCGGUUGGAGAGUUGAAGUCCUCUCCUUGCGGGAAUUGGACAUAA
This is a messenger RNA of Punica granatum (pomegranate), 921 nucleotides long. The record is from RefSeq and is a predicted model, not a curated record. Lineage: Eukaryota; Viridiplantae; Streptophyta; Magnoliopsida; Myrtales; Lythraceae.